AUGGCGGUGGACAAAAACCGGCUUGAGGAAGAAGCCUGCGUUCUCCGCUUCUACAAAAUUGUCCUUAGCUGGGAUUACCUUCGUCUACUCAAGGAAUCCAAUAAGAAGAAUUUCAAUAAAAAGAUUGGGGACGGGAGUGCUCUGGGAUUGAAGGAAGUGAAGAGUUCGUACAAAGAUGUUGAUGAUUAUCUCUCAACGUUUGAGCCCCUGCUUUUCGAAGAAGUCAAAGCUCAGAUUGUCCAGGGAAAAGAGGAGGAAGACGAAACCGAAUGGCAACAAGCAAUUAUAGCAGAAUGCAGCGAAGUCAAUGAUUUUUAUUUACCUAUGGUUAUAUGUUCAGACUCAAAAUCCAUAUCACAGAAUGAUCUAUUGCUGCUUUCUAAUAAGAAGAUUGGUGAGGGUAAAGUACUCCCGACUGCAUAUGCUUUUGCACUAGUUGAGCAUUGUCAACAUGAUAAAAUAAAACUUCGGCUGAAUUUAAGUGGAGAACUCAAAGGAUUAAGUACAGAUGAUGUUCAAACUUCUUCAAGGCUGUUGAACAUGCGCCCUCUUGUGAGUGAAGUUCAGAAAUACUUGUACAUUCUGAAGAUUUGCAGCUUAUCAACUAUAGUCCGUGAAUAUGUUGCGAUGCGGUCAGUUAGCUCCCUCCCAUUUAAGGAUUUGAUUUUAACUGCGGCUGAGAGCAAUUAUACUACUGAAGAUCAAGCCUGGAAAAUAUCUAAACCCCUAACAGCAUUUAUUGAAGGCAAUCACAACAAAUCGCAGCUAGAGGCCAUACAGGCCGGUCUUUCACGUAAAACCUUUGUUUUGAUACAGGGCCCCCCAGGAACGGGAAAAACACAAACUAUCCUUGGGCUCCUCAGUGCCAUUUUGCAUGCUACUCCAGCUAGAGUAUCAAACAAGGGCAAAAUGACUGAAGUAAAACGUGGGCCAGAAUUACCUAUCCGUGAAAAAUACAAUCACUGGGAAAGAGCUUCUCCAUGGUUGAUUGGUAUGAAUCCUCGAGACGCAUUGAUGCCUAUAAAUGGUGAUGAUGGAUUCUUCCCGACAUCGGGCAAUGACUUGAAACCAGAAGUGGUUAACUCCAGUCGGAAAUAUCGCGUUCGUGUUCUAGUAUGUGCCCCAUCAAAUUCUGCUCUCGACGAGAUUGUGCUGCGUCUCCUAAACACUGGCAUUCGUGAUGAAAAUGAUCAUGCAUACAAUCCUAAAAUAGUGCGUAUUGGUCUUAAACCUCACCAUUCUGUCCAAGCGGUCUCCAUGGAUUACUUGGUAGAACAAAAACUUGCUGGUAUGGACUCUCAAACUGGUGACAAGCAAAAGCAAGGGGGUUCAGCGAAGGAUAAAGACAGUAUUCGUGCUUCUAUACUGGAUGAAGCAGUGAUUGUGCUCUCCACACUUAGCUUUAGUGGUUCAGCUCUCUUCAGUAAAUUAAAUCGUGGUUUUGAUGUGGUCAUAAUCGAUGAAGCUGCUCAAGCUGUGGAACCAGCAACACUCAUUCCAUUGGCCAAUGGAUGCAAACAAGUAUUCCUGGUGGGGGAUCCAGUGCAGUUGCCAGCUACUGUAAUCUCCCCUAUUGCAGAAAAAUUUGGAUAUGGCAUGAGCUUAUUUAAAAGAUUCCAGAAAGCUGGCUAUCCAGUUCAGAUGCUGAAGACCCAAUAUCGCAUGCAUCCAGAGAUUAGAAGCUUUCCUUCGAGGGAAUUUUAUGAUGAGGCACUGGAAGAUGGACCUGACGUCCAAGACCAGACAAAGCGCUCAUGGCAUGAAUUUCGAUGCUUCGGACCAUUUUGCUUUUUUGACAUUCAUGAUGGAAAUGAGUCCCAACCAUCGGGACAUGGCUCUUGGGUAAACGUUGAUGAGGUUGAGUUUGUCCUCUCUUUAUAUAGUAAAUUGGUGAGCAGAUAUCCAGAACUAAAGUCCAGUUCCCGACUCGCAAUAAUAUCCCCAUAUAGACAUCAAGUCAAGCUUCUCAGAGAAAAUUUUCGUAACACUUUCGGCGUGGAGUCGGAUAAAGUAGUAGAUAUCAACACUGUUGAUGGAUUUCAGGGACGCGAAAAAGAUGUUGCUAUCUUUUCAUGUGUUCGGGCUAGUAAAGAUAAAGGCAUUGGAUUUGUUGCUGAUUUUCGCCGAAUGAAUGUUGGUAUAACUAGAGCCAGAUCAUCUGUCCUGGUUGUCGGUUCUGCAUCCACAUUGAAAAGAGACGACCAUUGGAAGAACCUGGUUGAAAGUGCAGAACAGAGAAAUGUACUGAUCAAGGUUGCAAAGCCCUACAAUGAAUUUUUCAGUGAGUCAAAUCUCAAAUCAAUGGAAGUAAAGGAAUCCAUGGAAGGACUCGAGGCCCCUCAUGAUGAUAUGGAAGUGGAUGUGCCCGUUGAUGGAUUUGCUAGCAAUGCUGACGCGGCACUACCAGAGGAUAAUGAUUGGGGAGAUGCCGGAGAAGGAGAGGGUUUUGAUGUUGGCUUUGACGAGGACUAA
Fraxinus pennsylvanica is the source of this 2472-nucleotide messenger RNA. The record is from the annotation of a GenBank genome assembly. NCBI's taxonomy places the organism in Eukaryota, Viridiplantae, Streptophyta, Magnoliopsida, Lamiales, Oleaceae.